AUGGAUAAGUUUGAGACCAUAUAGGGCAAACUGUUUUAUACGGUUUAUUGGAUGCACAAACAAAAUGAGAUAAGCGAAGAUUAAAAAGGAAGAAUUAAAGAUAUGAUAGUUUAAUGGGAUCCUCAAAUACAAGAAAUUAGUAAGGAUCUGAAUAGACUAAGACAGAACCUUCUCGAAAUGGUGUGCUCAUACUCUGAUAAUGCUGACUCCAAACAAACCAAAAUAACUCCUCGAAGCUAGAGUCGUCUCAAUGUUAGGAUAGGUCAAAGUAACUUUAAGUUGGCAAACAAAUCGUAUAGUUCGCUAUCCUCCCCUAUUGAUCAUCGUAAACCAUUAUUAAUAUGA
Paramecium tetraurelia is the source of this 345-nucleotide messenger RNA. RefSeq lists its product as uncharacterized. NCBI's taxonomy places the organism in Eukaryota, Ciliophora, Oligohymenophorea, Peniculida, Parameciidae. The transcript has 2 exons. The record is from RefSeq and is a predicted model, not a curated record.